UUCUAUGUUUGAUAGAGCUGGGCGUGGGCUCGACACUCCUCAUCCCCUCUGCUCUCUGUGGAAGCACAUUGUUCAACGCGGGCUCGUUUUACCCAGAACCAAUGAAUGCCUUGGUGCAUUACAGCUACUGAAAAUUAAACACGUUAUCAGACAGAAUAAGGUGCAUAUGCUAACGACGGCGGGAAGCGGACCAAGAACAAUUCCUUCUGAUUAACGUUAACGUUACAGCUGAGAGGCAAUAGAGUUGAAAUAUUUUUUUUUUCUUCUUCUUCACCGGUAGACGAAACGUCGCUCUUGUCGCUAAUUAGACCUCUGCUUGUUCAGCGGUGUGUGUGUGUGGUGACCAGCGUCGGCAAAGAUGACGGAGUAUAAGCUGGUGGUGGUGGGAGCUGGAGGUGUGGGCAAGAGUGCACUUACCAUCCAGCUUAUCCAGAACCACUUUGUGGAUGAAUAUGACCCCACCAUAGAGGACUCGUACAGAAAACAGGUUGUGAUUGACGGGGAAACCUGCCUGCUGGACAUCCUGGAUACUGCAGGUCAAGAGGAGUACAGCGCCAUGAGGGAUCAGUACAUGAGAACAGGGGAGGGUUUCCUCUGUGUCUUCGCCAUCAACAACACCAAGUCUUUUGAGGACAUUCACCAGUACAGAGAACAGAUUAAACGUGUGAAGGACUCGGACGAUGUUCCCAUGGUGCUUGUGGGAAACAAAUGUGACCUCCCGGCACGCACGGUGGACACAAGGCAAGCCCAAGAACUCGCCCGCUCUUACGGCAUCCCAUACAUCGAGACCUCUGCCAAAACACGUCAGGGAGUAGAGGAUGCCUUCUACACGCUGGUUCGGGAGAUCAGACAGCAUAAGCUGAGGAAGCUGAACCCACCUGAUGAGAGCGGUCAGGACUGUAUGAGCUGUCGCUGUGUGGUAUCGUGAUGCAGCUGAGUGUUGCACGUUGAGGAAAAAUGCUACAGAGCGUAGUGACAGCAUGGACUUAAAGGUAGAAAGAUAAAAUGACUCAAUGAUGAAAUAUAAACUUUUUCAAAAAGAGGAGGAUUGAAGCAAAAGCUCUCAAGGAAACCACCAGAGCUGACUGAACCAUAGACCUUCAUGGAACGGAGGAGGUUUGGACUGUUGCCUAAGUGGCUACCUGAAAUAGCCCAGUCCGGUCCCUUUUUUUGGUCCACACGUCGACCUGUGAGCAACACCACUAAGGACUCCCUGUCAACUCCAGUGUGGUCUCGCUGGGUAGCUCAACAAGUUUCCUGCUAACUUAUUGUUUUCAGUCUCAACACUGGUCUUAAAGGGGGUGUUUCUGACCUCCUCCCACCUUGAAAGCCUACUUCCACCCCCACCGCCUGCCCACUGGAAGGACUGACUGACUUAAAUGGAAAGACUGGAAUGGACGUUUAGUUGCCCCAACACGUCUUAUAAAUAACCCCCAAUCCCACUCUACCUGCCUUUGGUUUCCCCUGAAUGGCUGUGUGCUUCGUUAUACUGGAUACAGGGGGUGGAGGCUGACAUGGGAAUGACUAUAAUUUGUUGUUGUUGUUGUUGUUUGUAACAGUUAGCCUAGCUGUACAAAAUCUUUGAUUUUGAUGUGGAACAUUUUAUUGUUGAUUGCCGAAUUUGAAAGUCAAAGAGCAAAAUGUGAGCAAGGAUUUCUUAUAGAUGGCACCUGGUUUUGACAUUUUUCAUGACCUGCCUGACAUAGUUGGAAGUCCUUCUGGGAUAAAAAUGUUGAAUGGAGAAUAUACAGAUUGAUGAAUAUCCAGAUUAUGGUUGCCUUCUCUCCUUACAGAUGUUUUCUUUGCUAUAGUAAGCGUUGUCUUUGUGGAAUAAUAAUAAUAAUAAUAGUAACAGCUAGUGUACGUAGGUUCUGGUGCAAUAGGAUUUUUUAGUAUUGGGAAUAAUCCACCUCUCAUUGCUACUUGUUUUUUUUUUUUGUCAAGGAUGGAGGGGUACUGUGCAUGGAAAUGUAGUUGUCUUCUCUCUAGUUGCUAAAGCUGGAGAGGUGGCCUGUAGAAAUGGGAGAAAACCUCUGCACUUGUACAGUUAAACAAUGACUGGUUAUGGUUUUAGACUAAAUGACAACCAGGUUUUUUUUUUUUUUUUUGCAUUUUAUUUCAAUAAAUGUUUACUAUACGACUCUUAUUUACUACAUUGUGAUAACACAAUUUUUUUUUUUUUGAUUGCCAAGAAUCACUCCUUGUGGAUUGUAAGGCUCAGGAAUCAGGGUCCAGGAAAGUCUCAGCUGCCAGUCCUGGAAGGAUGUCACCAGUUAGCUUUGCAGAGUGUAACACUCUGCCAGUCCAGCCUCAGAGUCAAACUUUGUUUUUUCCACACACACACCAUACUAUCCUCAAACUGCUUCUCUUUCUCUGCCACCUCAGCUCUUCAGCGGAACAAUAACAGGUCAGGUGCUAACCACAUCAGAAUCAUAUUUACUGUAUAUGUUUGCUAGGCGAGGGGUUUUGGGAGUGCAUUGCUUUGUUUCCUAAUACCGACUAGCUUGUGCUCUCCACGGCUGCAUUCAUUUGCUGCCUAAAUGGAAAAAAGACUGCUGUGUUUACUUUGCCUUAUCUGUUAGCUAGUUUGUACCUCAUGUAUGCAGCGAGCUCUACCUGAGAAUUAUGUUUUCUGUUGGCUGCAUUGUUUGUUUGACUUUGUGUGCAACUAAAAUCAAUAUAGAAGUUUAGACAUGCGUUGUAGAGCAUUUGAAAGACGAGGAAAGUCCCUGGACACUACAUUGAUUAAAGGGGGGGAGGGGCAAGUUGUCUAGCUCUGAUGUUCUCAUGUUCCAUUCCCAAUACAUUUGAACAUGUGAUGGUAAUUACUAGAUAUUGUAACUUUAAAUCCAGAUUGUACUUAAAUAAUUCAGAGAAUUGGACGUGCGUGAUAAUGCAUGGACUUCCAGACACUACAGGCCGGUUUGGGCAACAAGCUGUAGAUUCAGACCUCCGACAUCUCAGGCCACUUCUAUGAAAGACGUCAAAUUUAAAUUUGCCUUUGUUUCCUUUCAAGGUAAACAAAAUGUUGAUUUCUGACCUAAUUGAUUUUGUACAGUUAAGCAACCCUUUUCACUCAAAACACGGCUUAAAGAAAUAUGAUCAGUCUAGUUACUGUGUGGAUGGUAGUGGUCAAGUUUUUUUUUUAUCAAUUAAGUGUUCGUUUCUCUGCUUGGACGAAGGAAAUGAACUGUGAAUGUGUUCUACUCUAGAAAUGUUUUGAAAGAAGCCUUGUGUUUUAGAAUGUACAACAAGCAGGAGUUGAUCCUCAGUCCCACUUUUGGCUGUGUUCCUAACUUUUUAUUUUUCACCCAUUGUACUCAAACCUUUUUAAUGGAAAAAAGAAAAAAAAAAAAGAGUGUGACGUUUAACCUGUAAUUACAGUCCUGAUGGUAUGCUUGUCCUCUCCCUGUCAAUCUUUAAACUGUACAUCCAUGAUGAUAAUACAUAGAAUUUCACAAAUCUAUGUAUUCAAAUUCCCAUGUUAUUAGAAUAUCAGCGUCAUGUUUGCCAAAGGGAAACUCCAGCCAGCGAACCACAAGUAUACAUGUCAGAAAACCUGGCGAGCAUGACGAAGACCGUACGGACCAUUGGGGGUUUUGCACAAGGAAUACAGUGGGCUCAAGGGCUUGUUUCUCCCUUGCAAACUGUGGAUGGAGGCGUGGAAGGAAUUUGUGAAAAUGUCAACUGUUCAGCUAUUUAAGAUGUAUUUACUCUUUGAAAAUGUGGCAAAUGUAUUGCGGGACAGGAAUAAAGAUGUCAAGAU
Etheostoma spectabile (orangethroat darter) is the source of this 3766-nucleotide messenger RNA. It is a transcript of the gene hrasb, whose product is annotated as HRas proto-oncogene, GTPase b. The record is from RefSeq and is a predicted model, not a curated record. Lineage: Eukaryota; Metazoa; Chordata; Actinopteri; Perciformes; Percidae. Gene Ontology annotation, biological process: signal transduction. The transcript has 7 exons. Gene Ontology annotation, molecular function: GTP binding; GTPase activity. The coding region runs from base 359 to 928 and encodes 189 amino acids. Gene Ontology annotation, cellular component: membrane.